Messenger RNA from Rosa rugosa (rugosa rose), 3476 nucleotides. Its product is annotated as disease resistance protein At4g27190-like. Lineage: Eukaryota; Viridiplantae; Streptophyta; Magnoliopsida; Rosales; Rosaceae. The transcript is spliced from 5 exons. The record is from RefSeq and is a predicted model, not a curated record. Gene Ontology annotation, molecular function: ATP hydrolysis activity; ADP binding. Bases 204 to 3476 code for a protein of 1090 amino acids.
GAAAGAUCGAGUUUCAUUCAUUGUUUUUCAUUUGUCUUCUGGUUCAAGUCUCCCCUGCACACUUCUGGGUGGCUAGCGACCUUGUUUCAGUUUUACUUUGAUUAUUGCUCUACUUCUCACAUUCAAAAACCCAUACGAAAGAGGUUCUCUACACUGUUUUAGGCGGAGAAUUUGAAGGAGUAAUUAUACCUUAAUAUAUAGUCAUGGUGUUUCUUCUUGAAAUUGGUACCGGAAUUGUUGGGAAGUUUGCUGAGUACAUGGUUGAACCUAUUAUACGCCAAGUGGGUUAUGUAAUCUAUUACCACAGGAACCUCAAUAAACUACAGACUCUAGUGGGUGACUUGAAUGAUGCAAGACAAAGCAUGCAGCAUGCUGUUGAAACAGAAGAAAGAAAAGGUAAAGGAAUUGAAACAGGUGUUCAGAACUGGCUGACUAAAGUGGAUGUUAUGAUUAAAGAAGCAAAUGACUUCUUAGAAGAUGAACACCAUUCAAAGACCAAGUGUCUCCAUGGCUUUUGUCCUAAUAUAAAGCUUCGCCAUCAUCUAAGCAGAAAAUCAACAAAAUUUGUUGAAGAAGUUGCUGAGCUCUCUAGGAAAAAGGAUUUUGCCAAUAUUUCAUACGACGUCAAACCAGAUGAGGUGUGCAGCAUAUCUACUAAAGAUUACCAGGCCUUCGAUUCAAGGACAUCAGUUGCGAAGAAAAUCAUGAAUGAACUCAGACAAUCUAAUACCGACAUGAUUGGGGUCUACGGUAUUGGGGGUGUGGGGAAGACAACACUUGCUAAAGAAGUUUAUCGGCAAGCUACAGAAGAUAAAACGUUAUUUGAUGAUGUUGUUAUAGUACUAGAUGUAAAAAAGAUUCCAAGUUUGGAAGGAAUUCAAAAAAGAAUUGCUGAAAAUUUGGGAAUGGAAUUUCUCGGAGAUGAGACUAUAGACAGAAGAGCUAGUCGUCUUUGUCAAAGGAUAAAAGACAAGAGAGUUCUGGUUAUUUUGGAUGACAUACAGGAAAAAGUUGAUUUGGAGAUUGUGGGACUUCCACGGGUGUCAAAUUGUAAAGUAUUGUUGACAUCUAGAACCAGAGAAGUAUUAUCGAUUGAGAUGCGUACACAAAAGGAGUUUCAACUUGACCUUUUAAAUGUAGAAGAAAACUGGAGUUUAUUUGAGAAGAUGGCAGAUGAUGUUGUUCAAAAUUCUGCCAUACGAGAAGUAGCAACACAAGUAGCCGAAAAGUGCGGAGGUUUGCCGGUUCUAGUGGUAACAGUUGCAAGCGCCCUGAAGAAUAGAAGUACAUUACAUGACUGGAAAGAUGCCUUGCGACGCCUAAAAAUAUUUGACAAACAAGGAUUUACGGAAAAAGCAUACUCGGCUCUGGAGUGGAGUUACGAGCAAUUAGAUAAUGAGGAGCUUAAGCCAUUGUUCUUGCUAUGUGGAGUUAUGAGGGAUGAAUAUAUAAAUCUUGAUGCCUUGUUGAAAUGUAGUAUGGGCUUGGGUUUGAUUAAAAACGUGGAGACAAUGGAAGAAGCACAGGAUGCCUUGCAUUCACUGGUGGAAAAACUUAAAGAUUCCUGUCUGUUGCUACCGUACAGUGAUGAUAAUGAAUUUGUCAGAAUGCAUGAUCUUGUUCAUGAAGUUGUAAACCGGAUUGCCUCGAGAGAUCAAUACGUUUUCAAAGUUGCUAUUGGAGAUGAGUUCAAAGAAUGGCCAGCUAAGGAUUUCUGUACAAAGUGCACUAUGAUCAUUCUCAAAAGAUGCAGUAUCCCCCAUCUUCCUGAAGGUUUGGAAUGCCCAGAACUGAAAAUGUUUAACUUUUCUAGUAGGGAUGUUGAUCACUACUUGGAAAUUCCCAGCAACUUUUUCGAAUGGAUGAAGAAACUCAGAGUGUUGGACUUCACUUAUUUGAAUAUGCCAUCACUACCUCCAUCUCUCCAAUUCCUAAAAAGUCUUCAGACAUUGUGUUUGGAUGAAUGUACUUUGGGAGACCUAGCUUUGGUUGGAGAGCUAAAAAACCUAGAAAUACUUAGCCUUUUAAAUUCCAAGUUUAAUAAGUUGCCCAAAGAAAUUGGGCAAUUGACACGUCUGCGAUUGUUGGAUUUGGAUGGUUGCUUUCAACUCAAAGUGAUUUCACCUAAUGUUAUAUCAAACUUGAUAUGGUUAGAAAACUUGAGAAUGGCUGACAGCUUUAACCGAUGGGAGGGUGAAGGAGUCAUCAGUAGUGAAAGAAGAAAUGCAAACCUUGAAGAGCUAAAGCACUUGCCGCAGCUAACUGCAUUAAAAAUACAUAUCCCAGAUGCUAACAUCCUUCCAGCAGAUUUGUUCACCACUAGUAAGCUAAAGAGAUUCCAAAUAUAUAUUGGUUCUGCUUGGAGAUGGGAUAAUGUGGAUGAAGCCCUCAAUGCACUAAAGCUUCAGCUAACUUCUAGCAAUGAAUUGGACCAAGGUCUAAGAAUGUUGCUUGAAAGAACUGAAGCCUUGUACUUGGAGGGGACUGAGGGUGUUAAUAGUAGCAUAAUCUAUCGUUUAGGUGUUGAAGGUCGAUUUCAGAAAUUGAAGCAUCUCCAUGUCCAGACGAAUGCUGAGUUUAUGUAUAUCGUAAAUGGGAAGGUUGGGUAUCCCAACUUAACAUGGUUGGCGGUGAAUGAUCUCAACGGUUUAAGAUUCUUGUUAUCAUCUUCAAUGGCUAGAAGCCUUGCACAACUCAAACGUCUUCAGGUAUCAGGAUGUCGAAUAAUGGAAGAGAUAUUAUCAAUAGAAGAGUCUGAUGAAGAAAUUGUAGACAACUUGUUUUGUCAGCUACAAGAUCUGGAGCUAAAGAACCUUCCAAAUCUCACUAAAUUCUGCUCAAGAAAUUAUUCAUAUCCAGCCUUUGGGAAAUUGCAAUUAGCGGAUUGUAUUAAAACAAAUGCAUCUCAUGAAGAAAUUGAAGAGACAGACUCAACUAGAAACCUUGACGUUGUGAUACAACACGUUCUUUUUGACAAUAAGGUAGAGUUUCCAAACUUGAAGAUGUUAUCCAUUGAUGGCCUAGCAAAGUUGACGACAAUAUGGAACAAUCAACUUUCUCUAGAGAGUUCAAAAAAUCUAGAGAAAAUUAAAAUUGUUUCGUGUGACAGUUUGAAAAGUAUUUUCCCAAUUUCGAUGGCUAGAAGUCUCGAGCAGUUAAAAAUGCUGAUAGUGAGUAGUUGUGGAGUGCGCGAAAUCGUUGCAAGAGAGGAGGGACUACAAACAAUACCUAAGUUUGUGUUUCCUAAAGUAACAAAAGUGAUUUUUAGAUUUUUGUCCAACCUCACAAAUUUCUACCCGGGGAUGCAUGUGUCAAGCUGGCCGUUGCUCAAUCAGUUGAAGGUGAUGCAAUGUGCUAAAGUCAAAGUGUUUGCUGCAGAAAUCUCAAGUUUUCAAGGACAUAAUGAGCCAGAACGUCUCAGUGUUCUUAUCUCGCACGUUCUCUUUUUAAUUGAGAGGGUAAGAGUACAUACUUAA